CAGAGUGGCUGUGGCGCCGCCCGCCCCGGACGCCCGCUCCCGCCGCCUCUCCGCCCGCCGCCCGCCGCCAGCAGCCAUGAGCGCGCCCGGCCCCGGGGUAGCCUGCUGUCCUCUAGAUUAGCGCUCCCCGCCGCCACCGUCCGCAGCAUGGAGUCCCCCGCCGCGAGCCGGCCGGCCACCUUGCCCCAGACCAAAGGAAAAUCCAAAAAGAAAAAGGAUUUACGGAUAACCUGCAUAACCAAGCCACCCGUGCCCAACCCCACACCUCCCCGGAACCUGGACUCCCGGACCUUCAUCACUAUCGGAGACAGGAACUUUGAGGUGGAGGCUGAUGACUUGGUGACCAUCUCAGAGCUGGGCCGUGGAGCCUACGGGGUGGUGGAGAAGGUGCGGCAUGCUCAGAGUGGCACCAUCAUGGCCGUAAAGCGUAUCCGGGCCACUGUGAACUCACAGGAGCAGAAACGCCUGCUUAUGGACCUUGACAUCAACAUGCGCACGGUCGACUGCUUUUACACCGUCACCUUCUACGGCGCCCUCUUCAGAGAGGGGGAUGUGUGGAUCUGCAUGGAGCUCAUGGACAUGUCCCUGGACAAGUUCUACCGGAAGGUGCUGGAGAAGAACAUGACAAUCCCAGAGGACAUCCUGGGCGAGAUCGCUGUGUCUAUCGUGCGGGCCCUGGAGCACCUGCACAGCAAGCUGUCGGUGAUCCACAGAGAUGUGAAGCCGUCCAAUGUCCUCAUCAACAAGGAGGGGCAUGUGAAGAUGUGCGACUUCGGCAUCAGUGGCUACCUGGUGGACUCCGUGGCAAAGACGAUGGAUGCUGGCUGCAAGCCUUACAUGGCCCCUGAGAGGAUCAACCCAGAGCUGAAUCAGAAGGGCUACAAUGUCAAGUCUGACGUCUGGAGCCUUGGCAUCACCAUGAUCGAGAUGGCCAUUCUGCGCUUCCCGUAUGAGUCUUGGGGGACACCGUUCCAGCAGCUGAAGCAGGUGGUGGAGGAACCAUCCCCACAGCUCCCAGCUGACCAGUUCUCCCCUGAGUUUGUGGACUUCACUAGCCAGUGCCUAAGGAAGAACCCCGCGGAGCGCAUGAGCUACCUGGAGCUGAUGGAGCACCCUUUCUUCACCUUGCACAAAACUAAGAAGACGGACAUUGCUGCGUUUGUGAAGGAGAUCCUGGGAGAAGACUCAUAGGGGACUGGCCUGGGACCCCACUGGUCUGCCAGCGUCCAUACCCCUCUGCUGGGGCAGCACCACCCUGCAGCCAUAAGCUACUGCCAAUCUGGCCCUGGGCAUCCCAGGAGGAAUGGAGGGGGUCGUUCCUGUCUGGCUGUGCAACUAGCUGCCCCAAACGCCAAAGAACCAGACCUCAGGGGGUCCUAGCCAGGCCCUAUGGGCCCCACAGUGCCUCUGCUGCUGCUGCUCCCAGGGUCUCAGGCCUCCACUCGAGGGAAGAAUUUGGAGGGGCCUGUGUACCCCGGCAGAUGCUGUUGCCUCUUGAAGAGCAGGCAGCCAGUGCCUGUAUGGACAGGCUGUAUAUAGCCUUGGUACUGUCCUGGAUGCCACCCAGGUUGUAUAUAUAUUUUAAACCACAACUGAAAGACUUCGUAUACUGUGGCCUGGAUUGGGGACGUCUCUGUCCCAUCUUAGGUGCUGAGGACACACUAUGGGGACGAGCCAUGUGAAUCCCCUAAGACUUUCCUGGGAGACGUGUUGAGCUGCCCAAGGCCCUCACCCAGCACUGGCCAGUGGUCUCUAAGGGGCACACUGACCUAGCCCCUGGCCACCACCUCCACUGGCAUCUGCCUUUCUUUUUAAACUAUUAUCCUUGUUGCCUUUCGCUCUGUGGGUGUCGCCAGUUUUUCUUGCAUGGUGUGGAGCUGAUCACUUAACCCUGGGGACUAGCAGGCUCACAGGCACCCCUGUGCUCAGGCUGGAGUCCCUAGGAUAGCUCAAGCUCUCUGCUCAAGGCCACCUGGGGGGCCAUACCAAGUCUCUAGGUGUGACCAGCUCAUGGGAGCUAAUAGGUUUACUCUAAUAGGUGGUGUUUUUUAAAAAAAAAAGAAAGAAAAUAUAUUUUUGUGAAAGAGGCCUGCCUUGCCCAGCCUUUCCUGGGGCAGGGACCUAUUGCUGUUUUAAUUAAAAAAAUAAACCAAAUAACAAAACCAAACAACCAAAAAAAACCUGUGUGAAA
Molecule: messenger RNA, 2191 nt
Organism: Meriones unguiculatus (Mongolian gerbil)
Lineage: Eukaryota; Metazoa; Chordata; Mammalia; Rodentia; Muridae
Gene: Map2k3
Product: mitogen-activated protein kinase kinase 3
Exons: 12
Coding region: 148-1191 (347 amino acids)
Biological process (GO): MAPK cascade; protein phosphorylation
Molecular function (GO): MAP kinase kinase activity; ATP binding
Source: RefSeq, a predicted model, not a curated record